Messenger RNA from Crotalus tigris (Tiger rattlesnake), 614 nucleotides. RefSeq names its product ATPase H+ transporting V1 subunit G2 (gene ATP6V1G2). Lineage: Eukaryota; Metazoa; Chordata; Lepidosauria; Squamata; Viperidae. The record is from RefSeq and is a predicted model, not a curated record. Bases 81 to 437 code for a protein of 118 amino acids. Gene Ontology annotation, cellular component: vacuolar proton-transporting V-type ATPase complex. Gene Ontology annotation, molecular function: proton-transporting ATPase activity, rotational mechanism. Gene Ontology annotation, biological process: proton transmembrane transport. The transcript has 3 exons.
CCCCCCCCCUCUGCUGGAAGCAGAAGGCAUCAUCAGAGCUGCUUGGAGCAUCCUUGCUGCGCAUCAAUUGCUACAGAAACAUGGCCAGCCAGACUCAGGGAAUUCAGCAGCUGCUGCAGGCAGAGAAGAGGGCUGCAGAGAAGGUGGCCGAGGCUCGAAAACGAAAGGCCAGGCGGCUGAAGCAGGCCAAGGAAGAAGCCCAGGCUGAAAUUGAGCAGUAUCGCUUGGAGCGUGAGAGAGAAUUCCAGCAAAAACAACAGGCGGCACUGGGCUCGCAAGGGAAUCUUUCCACAGAGGUGGAAGCUCAGACCCGCAAGAAGCUGCAAGCUAUGCAUGGAGGGCAGGCUCGGGGCAAGGACCAGGUUUUGCGUCACCUUCUCAUCACUGUGUGGAAUGUGCAGCCCCAAAUUCACCCCAAUUUCCGUCUGGCUGUCUAAAGAGCCUAGUGCCCCUGACGGCAAUUGUCUGGGAGACUUCUGAUGUACUCCUUAUUCUAUAUAUUUUAGAUCCCCAAGUGCCCAAUUUCCCUGUUUCCACCUAAUUCCCACAGCACUGUCUUAUGCAGUGUUUCUCAACCUUGACAAUUUUAAGGCAUGUGGACUUCAACUCCCAGA